AUGGUCCCAGAUGAAUCCAUGCAGUAUUCAGGAAUAGUACAGUUACUUCAACAUUUUGGAUGGACAUGGGUUGGACUCUUUAUCGUGGAUGACAACAGUGGAGAACAGUUCGUGCAUGCCCUGGAGUCUCUCUUUUCUCAGGCUGGAAUUUGUUCGGCCUUCACAGAAAGAAUCCCACAACAAGGCCAUGCAGAUGACCUUAUAGAAAUGAAUGAUAUAAUCAGAAGUAUUUAUGUAUGUUUCACAAAUUAUUCAACCAACGUAUUUAUCUUUUAUGGAGAAUCUUUGAGUUUUACAUUGUUGAGGACAAUGAUGUUUUUGAAAGAUCCUGUAGAUAGGAAAACAUCAUUUGGAAAGGUGUGGAUUACAACAGCCCAGAUUGAUUUCAUUUCAUCGGGUCUCCAGAGGAACUGGGAUUUUUGGAUGUUUGAAGGUGCCAUUUCCUUCACAGUGCACUCAAAAGAACUUCCAGGGUUCAAGGAUUAUCUUCAGAGCAUAAAACCCAACUGGAACCAAGGGGAUCAUUUUCUGAAAGAUACCUGGGAACAAGUUUUCGACUGCUUCCUUCCAGAUCCUAGAGUGCCCAUUAAAGACCAUGAAAUAUGUACUGGACAGGAGAGACUAGAGAACCUUCCUGCAGGUCUCUUUACAAUGCACAUGACUGGACACAGCUACAGUAUUUAUAAUGCAGUCUAUGCCCUGACACAUGCUUUGCACGCCAUGCAUUCAUUGUAUCCCAAGCACAGAACAAUCAGAAAAGGUAACACUGUUCAGCUCCAGUAUCUUCAGCCAUGGCAGCUCCAUCACUUUCUUGAUGGCAUUUUGUUUAACAACUCAGCUAAAGAAACACUGUCCUUUGGUGGCAAAAGACAAAUAGUGGGUGGAUUCGACAUUGUGAAUAUGGUCAUUUCUCCAAACAACUCUUUUCAGUUAGUGAAGAUUGGAAGGGUGGAUCCGAAUGCUCCAAAAAGGAAAGCAUUAGUAAUGAAUGAGAGCAUGAUUGUAUGGCACAGUCACUUUACACAGGUGCCCCCAGCUUCUCUAUGCAAUGAAUGCUGCCAUCCUGGGAAUCAGAAGAAAAAGAAGGAAGGGGAGAAGUUUUGUUGCUACACUUGUGUCCUGUGCCCAGAAGGGAAGAUUGCAAACCAGACAGAUAUGGCCAACUGUUUCCAAUGUCCAGAAGAUCGGUAUCCAAACAGGAAUAGAAAUCACUGUAUACCAAAAGCAAUAAAUUUUCUAUCAUAUGAGGAACCCUUAGGAAUCACAUUAGCCUCACUUGCUGUCUCAUACUCCCUCAUCAUUGUCCUGGUGCUUGGCAUUUUUCUUAUGCACAACAAUACUCCAAUAGUCAGAGCCAACAACCAGGAACUCACCUACAUGCUCCUCUUCUUGCUCCUGCUCUGCUUCCUCUCUUCUUUGCUCUUCCUCAGACAGCCUGGGAAAGUAAACUGCCUCCUCCGACAACCCACCUUCGCCAUUGUUUUCUCUAUGGCCAUUUCUUGUGUGUUGGCAAAGACGACCCUAGUUUCUCUUGCCUUCAGAGCCACAAAACCAGGAUCAAGGCUGAAAAAUUGGGUGGGGAAAGGACUAUCUCAUUCCAUAGCCUUUUCCUGCUCCCUUAUCCAACUCUUCAUUUGCACCAUGUGGCUCACAUCAACUCCCCCUUUCCCGGAUUUAGAUAUGCACUCGGUCACUGAAGAAAUAAAUUUUCAAUGUAACGAGGGGUCAGUCACCAUGUUUUACUGUGUCCUGGGCUACAUGGGCCUGCUGGCUCUUUCCAGCUUCGUUGUGGCUUUCUUAGCUCGCAAGUUACCUGAUAGCUUUAAUGAAUCCAAGUUUGUAACAUUUAGCAUGCUGGUCUUUUGCAGUGUGUGGCUUUCCUUUGUUCCAACUUAUCUGAGUACAAGAGGCAAAGCCAUGGUGGCUGUGGAGAUCUUUGCCAUCUUAUUCUCAGGUGCAGGGUUGCUAUUUUGCAUCUUUUGCCCUAAAUGCUACAUCAUUGUGUGGAGACCAGAUCUGAACUGCAGAGAACAGCUCAUCAAGAGGAAGCAUUAA
This is a messenger RNA of Varanus komodoensis (Komodo dragon), 2055 nucleotides long. Its product is annotated as vomeronasal type-2 receptor 26-like. The record is from RefSeq and is a predicted model, not a curated record. Gene Ontology annotation, molecular function: G protein-coupled receptor activity. Gene Ontology annotation, biological process: G protein-coupled receptor signaling pathway. The coding region runs from base 1 to 2055 and encodes 684 amino acids. The transcript has 4 exons. NCBI's taxonomy places the organism in Eukaryota, Metazoa, Chordata, Lepidosauria, Squamata, Varanidae. Gene Ontology annotation, cellular component: membrane.